CGCCGGCUCAUGCGCAGUGGGCGCCUCGCCGUCACGUGACCGGAGACUUCGCGCCAGAGGGGCGACCUGGGGGAGGGGCGACUGGUCUGGGCCGGAGGAGGAGUGAGGGGGCGGCGCGCCUGUGUGCAGAGAGCCCUGAGCGGGUUUGAGAAGAAAGAGCCGGCCCCUGCCUCUAGUAAAUGCAGUUUUGCUCUGGACAAUCUCUGCUAUUCCGGUUUUCUCCCGAUCUGAGUAUCUCAGUGUGCACUUGGAAGAAGACUUUCUGAAGAUCCGGUGUACCCAGUUCUGUCAUUCUUGUGAAUCUCUACAGCGGGGAAGAAUGACUACAGCCAGCAGCCCUCAUAACCCGCACUGCACAGCUGAUUUGGGUGCUCAGUAUGUGACCUGCACACCUCACUAUGCCAAAAAACACCAAAUUUUUUAUGAUGAACUGUUAGCUCAUGGCAUUUUGAAGCCCCUGGCGUCUCCUAUUGAAGGAAUGGUGAUAAAAGAGGGAGACUGUAACUUUGUGGCCCCUCAAGGAAUUUCUUCAAUUGUUAAGCACUACUUGAAACAAUCAGGUGCUGAAGUCUGCUUUAGACAUUGUGUGACUCAGAUCAACCUGAGAAAUGGCAAGUGGGAAGUCUUCAAGGAAACAGGGUCGCCUGAGCAGUUUGAUUUUGUUGUCCUCACAAUGCCAGUUCCUCAGAUUCUGCAGCUUCAAGGGGACUUCACAAACUUAAUUAGUGAAUGCCAAAGACAGCAACUGAAGUCUGUGAGCUACUCCUCUCGCUAUGCUCUAGGACUCUUUUAUGAAGCUGGCACGAAGAUUGAUGUCUCUUGGGCUGGGCAGUACAUCACCAGUAAUCCCUGCAUACGCUUCGUCUCCAUCGAUAAUAAGAAGCGCAAUAUAGAGUCAGCAGAAAUCGGGCCUUCACUGGUGAUUCAUACCACAGUCCCGUUUGGAGUUACAUACUUAGAACACAGCAUUGAGGAUGUACAGGAGUUAAUCCUUCAGCAGCUGGAAAACAUUUUGCCAGGUUUGCCUCAGCCAGUUGCUACUAAAUGCCACAAAUGGAGACAUUCACAGGUUACAAGUGGUGCAGCCAAGUGUCCUGGCAGGAUGAUUCUUCAUCUUGAACCUUUUCUUGUGUGUGGAGGGGAUGGAUUUACUCAGUCCAACUUUGAUGGCUGCAUCACUUCUGCCCUGUGUCUUCUGGAAGCUUUAAGAAAUCAUAUUUAGUACCUGGGUUCUUAUUCUCUACAUUUACUUCUGAUUUUUAUUGCACAAUUUUCUGUUAUUGAUUAUUUUGUUGAGAUAAAUUACUGGAAAAUUGGUCUUCAUUGUCAUUUUUUCAUACGGAGCAUAAAAUCAAUCUUAUAACUUUGAUAUAUUCCAUAUUAAAAUGAAAAUAUCUUUUACAUUAUACCUUUCCCUACUUUUCUGAAUUGCCAAUCUUCGUUGAAGAAAAAGUGGUACUUAACAUUCAAAUAUAGGCUGCCCCAAAAGUUGUAUUAAAAUCAAAAGUAGGGGUUCAUGUUAUUAUUUAUCCCUUUAAAAACUUCAAUUCUGAAUAAAGAUAAUCAUUAUCUAACCCUCA
Cavia porcellus (domestic guinea pig) is the source of this 1580-nucleotide messenger RNA. It is a transcript of the gene Rnls, whose product is annotated as renalase, FAD dependent amine oxidase. The coding region runs from base 320 to 1222 and encodes 300 amino acids. Gene Ontology annotation, cellular component: extracellular region. Gene Ontology annotation, molecular function: oxidoreductase activity, acting on NAD(P)H. The transcript has 7 exons. NCBI's taxonomy places the organism in Eukaryota, Metazoa, Chordata, Mammalia, Rodentia, Caviidae. The record is from RefSeq and is a predicted model, not a curated record.